AGAAUAGCCGAUGUAAUUUGACACUUCAACUUACUGCGCUCUCUCCGAGUCUAUUCAGUUACUCACCCACUGACGUUGAGCCCAUUCUCAGUGGCCGUGAGGGGGGAAGAGAUUUAAAAACAAGAGCCCGAAAAUUACCGAGGACUUUCUCCGCGUAAUAACCCGAAGACGUGAGGCGCUGAAGUGUUUCUCCUCCUGGUGUGUGAAUGGGUGGGGGGGUCCUCCGUGGUGAGAAUCAAAGAUCAAGGAUUGAAGUCAACACAGAACGCUCCAGUUUAAUGGCUGGCAGGUAGAGGCCGAAGAGGGACAAUCAACAUGAACUCGAUUCCGUCAAUGGACAGACACAUACAGCAGACCAAUGACCGUCUGCAGUGUAUCAAACAGCACUUACAAAACCCAGCAAAUUUCCAAACAGCGGCGACCGAGUUGCUGGACUGGUGUGGCGACCCCCGAGCCUUCCAGCGCCCCUUCGAGCAAAGCCUGAUGGGAUGCCUAACGGUGGUCAGCCGCGUAGCAGCACAGCAGGGCUACGACUUGGACCUGGGCUACCGGCUCCUGGCCGUGUGCGCUGCCAACAGGGACAAGUUCACUCCAAAAUCAGCAGCUCUUCUGUCCUCGUGGUGCGAGGAGCUGGGACGCCUCCUCCUCCUCCGUCACCAGAAGAACAGGCAGAACGAGCCUCCGGGAAAAGUGCCCAUGCAGCCCCCCAUGAGCUCCAUGAAGCCCGGCCUCUCACACGGCAGAGAUGGGUCUUUUCCCUAUGACUCAGUUCCCUGGCAACAGAACACCAAUCAGCCUCCAGGUUCAUUGUCGGUGGUGACUACCGUCUGGGGCGUGACCAACACGUCGCAAAGCCAGGUGUUGGGGAAUCCCAUGGCCAACAGCAACAAUCCCAUGAACCCUGGGGGCAACCCCAUGGGCUCGGGUAUGUCUGGUAACAAUCCAGGGAUGAACUCUCCUCAGUUCCCCGGACCUCAGCAGCAAUUUCCCAGCAAAGGCAACUCUAACCAGGGCUACAUGCAGCAGAGCAUGUACGGACGACCCAACUACCCCGGAGGAGGAGGCUUUGGUGGCAAUUACCCUGGAGGGCCUAACACUGGACCUGGAGGAAUGGGCAUCCCUCCACACUCCCGUCCUCCGUCAGACUUCACCCAGCCUGCUGCUGCUGCCGCCGCCGCUGCAGUUGCUGCUGCCGCCGCUACAGCAACUGCCACUGCCACAGCAACUGUAGCGGCCCUGCAGGAAACCCAGAACAAGGACAUGAACCAAUAUGGACCGAUGAGUUCCUCUUUCCAGAUGGGACCAAACCAGGCGUACAACAGCCAGUUCAUGAACCAGCCAGGACCCCGCGGCCCUCCGUCCCUCCCUGGGAACAUGGGAUCUGGCAUGAAUGCGUCCAACAUGAGCGGGCCCCCCAUGGGAAUGAACCAGCCAAGGGGCCAAGGCAUGGGGCCUUUUGGUGCCCACGGCCAAAGGAUGCCCCAGCAAGGCUAUGCAGGACCGCGGCCUCAGGGCAUGGGUAUGCAGGGCAUGAAGAGGCCAUACCCAGGGGAGCCAAACUAUGGCGGGCAGCAGUAUGGACCAAACAGCCAGUUCCCUAACCAGCAGGGGCAGUACCCCACACCCAACCCCUCCAGGCCGCUGCCGUCCCCUAACUACCCUGGCCAGAGGAUGCCAGGACAGCAGCUGCAGGGCCAAUACCCACCACCCAGCGGUGCCAUGGGCCAGUACUAUAAGCAAGAGCCACCUUUUAACGGCCAAACAAACAACUUCUCUGGGAGUGGAUAUCAGUACAGCCAGGGUAAUAUGAACGGGCCGCCCAGACCGGUGGGUAACUACCCUCACUCCCCGGUGCCAGGCAACCCCACCCCUCCGAUGACCCCAGGAAGUAACAUCCCUCCAUACCUGUCGCCAAACCAGGAUGUGAAGCCACCCUUCCCUCCUGACAUCAAACCAAAUAUCACCGCUCUCCCUCCCCCUCCAGCCAACCACAACGAGGAGCUGCGCCUGACGUUCCCAGUGCGGGACGGGGUAGUCCUAGAGCCCUUCAGGCUAGAGCAUAACCUGGCUGUCAGCAACCACGUCUUCCACUUACGGCCCUCUGUACACCAGACGCUCAUGUGGAGAUCGGACCUGGAGCUGCAGUUCAAGUGCUACCACCACGAAGACCGUCAGAUGAACACCAACUGGCCGGCGUCGGUCCAAGUCAGCGUAAACGCCACGCCGCUCACCAUCGAGCGGGGCGACAAUAAGACCUCACACAAACCCCUGCACUUGAAACACGUUUGCCAGCCAGGAAGGAACACGAUCCAGAUCACAGUCACCGCCUGCUGCUGUUCGCACUUGUUUGUGCUGCAGCUGGUCCACAGGCCCUCGGUUCGCUCUGUCCUCCAGGGCUUACUCAAGAAGAGGCUUCUGCCUGCAGAGCACUGCAUCACCAAAGUUAAGAGGAACUUCAGCAGCGUAGCAGCGUCAUCGGGGAACGCAACGCUCAACGGAGAGGACGGCGUGGAGCAGACGGCCAUUAAGGUUUCCCUCAAAUGUCCAAUCACCUUCCGGCGAAUACAGCUUCCAGCAAGAGGCCAUGACUGCAAACACGUUCAGUGUUUUGAUUUGGAAUCAUAUCUACAACUGAACUGUGAGCGGGGGACAUGGCGAUGUCCUGUAUGCAAUAAAACAGCGUUGUUAGAGGGACUCGAAGUGGACCAGUACAUGUGGGGAAUCUUGAACGCCAUUCAAAACUCGGAGUUUGAGGAGGUGACCAUCGACCCGACAUGUAGUUGGCGGCCGGUGGCGAUUAAAUCCGAUCUCCACAUCAAGGAGGAUCCAGAUGGACCGCUGGCCAAGAGGUUUAAGACUAUGAGCCCCAGCCAGAUGAUCAUGCCCAAUGUGAUGGAGAUGAUAGCUCAGCUCGGCCCGGGACCGUCACCGUACCCGAUAUUGUCUUCUCAGCAAGGGGGCAACAACAGCGAAUAUGGCAACCAAGGCAACAGUUACCAGGGGCAUGGGAACUUUGACUUUCCUCACGGCACCCCCGGCGGUACGUCGAUGAAUGACUUCAUGCACGGUCCCCAGCUGUCUCAUCCACCUGACAUGCCCAACAGCCUGAUGGCCCAAGACAAGCCGCUCUCACACAACAUGCCUGACUCAAUACCUCACUCUGCCGGCAACGACCAGUCGCAUGGUCCUCCUCUGCAGAGCUUACAUGCAUCUCCACACCCUGGGAGCCAAUCAGGGCAGCAGCUACACCACAGCGGGCCUCCUCAGCCGUCACGACAAGCUCCGCCUCCUCAGCAACAGCAGCAGCAGCAACAGCCACCCGGCCCCAACAACCAUCCUCACGGCGACCUGGCCUUCAACCCCUCCAGCAGCUUGGACAGCCAAGCGGGGUCGGACAUGCCCGAGCCAUCUUUAGACCUUCUUCCAGAGCUCGCCAACCCGGAUGAGCUGUUGUCGUACCUGGAUCCACCGGACCUCCCCAGCAAUAGCAACGACGACCUUCUGUCACUCUUCGAAAACAACUGAGGCAAUUCAGACACACAUGAACUUCUCUGACUGCCUGCAGUUUCCCUGAGACCCCAGGGUGGUCGCUCAGUACUUGAUAAACACAAAGAUGCACUCCCUUUCUCUUCUUCCUCUUGUACAGUUUUCAUUGGCCAGCACAGAUUGACUGAAAGAGGUUAAAAACUCCAAGACACGGCGGGGACACGGCGAAGGGGUCGCCCCGCCCCGCCCUGCCCCGCCCUCUCACCCCGUGGCGAUACUUUUGAACUGUGCAGCUAUACUCAGUUGAUUUUUUUACGCCACACACAGGUGUUUGUGUGCACAUUAGGAACGUGUUGUAGCAUUUUUUAUUCAUGUUUUGUUUCCUUUUGAGAAGAAAAAGGAAUUCACUGUAAAAACAAAAAAAAACUGUUAAAAAACAAAACAAAAAAAAACCUGCGCUAUCUGGCCAGUGUGCGCGACGUCCAUAUUGUUAUUCCAAUCUGAGAGGCUGCAGCUUCCCGGUGUCACAGCUCCAUUCCCUGACUGGUCUGGUUAGCCGCACUGUUUUUGUCCACCACACAUCAUUUAAAAGCACAAGAGAUUUUGGCAAUGCAAAAACACACAAAAAAUCAAGAUUAGACGAGUCUGUCCUUGACGAAAAGUUUUUUAAAUAAUUUUUUGCUCCGCAUUUUAAAAGAUUUUUGGGAAUGAUCGGCUUCCACUUUGUCUACAAUUGUGAUACAUACAUAUUUUUGUCAAAAAGAGAUAUCCCUGCUUUUCAGUCGUCUGAGGGUCGACAGCUGGAACGGAGAAGAUUUUGGCCCCAAAAAAGUUUAUACCACAUAUGGAGAAUACUUCUACAUGUUGUGUAGUUAUCAUCUCCGGUGCAGAGGAGUGAUGUCAAAGAAAAGGAAAGAUACAACACGAGAGAUUCCUGUAAAGAUCCCGCUCCCUGCUGCGACUCCUUCCACGCCGUCUGCUCCGCAUGAGCCCCGAUGUCGCUCCCGUCGGCAUUUUUGCAACGUUGCAUCUCUCUCCCUGUUAAAUGAUGUGCUGUUAAAGUAGUCUUCAAAGUGCAUGUGUGCCAAGCCCUCGUCUAGUGCUGUUCCAAGUGGUUACAAAAAAAAAAGAAGAAGAAAAAAAAAAGAUAGUGUGGUUUUUAUCAGUUGCUGUUUCCACGGCUUUUGUUUUUUUGAUUUUAGUAUGAUUUAUUUAACACUAACAUUGAAGGGAUGACAUCAGCAGUGCGUUCACCGUGUGUUUGCUGGAUGGUUUUGUUUUCUUGUUUCUGUCGCCGCGUAAUUAAUCCGUGAAAUCUUUUUGGGAAACUGCUCGACAUCACCAAAGUUAGAGGGAUGAGAAUGGAGAGGUUUGUGUUUGCUCGGUCCUGCGCGUGUGUGUGUGUGUGAGUGUGUGUGCAUGUGUGAGUGUUUCUAUUAGGGAGGAAAUAUUGAUUUCAAAGAUAUAGGGGUGGACAGAUCCAGUUUAUCCAUCACUGCUGUUCAAGAAGUGGUUUUUAAAAGCAGUAUUGGUGCAGACCUUUUUUUGCCAUGUUUGUUUUUCACUUUUUGAGAAGAGUGCUGUUCAGUAUGCAAAUGUAUUAUUUUUUAAGAAAUGCUAUUGUACUGUAAAUAUCAUUGUGAAUAUUUUUGUAUCAUCUCGAUAAUGUCUGUCCUCCGAUCAUUAGUCGUCCGAUCUAACACCGUGCGCUCCCAGACUCCCAUCUAACCACUGACUUUGUUUGUAACCAGCGUGUGACAGCUGUCUGUCUCGCCUCCUCGUCACGGGGGGAAGCAAGUCCAAAUGUCUCAUAAGCUAUUUCCUGCAGGUCGCCGUGCUUUCUAGUCACUUUCCUCCCAGUGCACUCUGUCUCGCACCUGUCGUUUCGCACACAGGUGUCACCCUUUUCCCCCUGCGUCAGCUCAAAGUGAUUGUGUAGCAUCAUUUCAGUUUCCAGUUUUCCUCCACGCUCGGAUAUGUUUGAAAACGUCGUCUACUCAUGAUUUUACGUUAACAUUUUAUCAGUGAUACUGAGCAGUAACGGUUUUAAAAAGAUGUGGUAUCAGCUGGCUUUCAGUGUAAUUAGUGAGCUAUGUGAAUAUCAUAAUUGUUGCUAAUUGUCAAUACACAGUGGUAUUUUAAAGAUAUAUCACAACCAUAUUUUAAAGAAAUCCAUGAUAUUGUUUAUAUUUUUGUUAUAGAAAAAUGUGGCUUUUUUUAAAAAGCACGAGACCAUAUACAUUUGUAUCCCCUCUUUUUUUUGUUUUUGGUAAAUUAUUUUGUACUGGUUUUUCUUAUUAAUCUGUAAGGCUAGAAAUCCAAUUUCUUUCAACUGUAGCAUUGUGCUAAUUUAACCAUCCUGGGUUUUUUAUGUAAACAUUAUUUUAAGCGUCAUUUAAGAAAUAUUGUUUGUUCCAGUUCACUGACAUGUUGUUUCAUAUUUAUGUCACAAAGAGACAUCAAAUCAAACUCUUUUAUUGCCACACUGCCACAUUUUCAUUCUUUAAAUAUCUGAACUUCUGAUCAGUCCCAUCGAAGUCAUCGUCAUUUCAUACUUCGUUCUCCAAUUUGGUGUUUAAGGCAGCACCCUGAAUCUGUAGUUGCACAAUCACAACAAAAGGGCCAUUUCUCUGGGGGAAGUUGUUUUAGAAAAUAAAUAAAAAUAAUUAAAAAAAAUACAGAGAGGAAGGGCACGUUCAUCAUUCUGGCCUGGAGAGGAUGUGGAGGGCAAGGCUAGACCAAACGUCCCAAGGAUGCCUGUAUAUAUGUAAAUGAAUAUAGAGACAUGUGAACAGAAAUGUAUUCAUUUUCCCUGGGAAUGUGCAUUGUUUCUUCAGAAUAAUAAAAAGCUUGCAACCCCUCUACUGGAAGUGGCUGAAUAUGGAAAAUGAAAACUUGUUAGUUAGUGUCUGUGGGUAUCUCUCCGCAUUUUGUUCCCCCCCUCCCUCUGUAAUAUAUACUUUCACCUCUUUUGUUAGGGGAACUGGGACAGCUAUGUUUUACAUGUAAUAUUUAGCCUAAGUGUUCUAGUCUGUCACCUGCAUACUCCGAGGUGCUAAAGCUAAAAUAAAAAAAGGAAAAAAAAAAAGGUUACAAAGCAAAUCGUUCGGAGGGGUGGGAGGAAAGCGGUGGGAGGGACGGGUCCAGAAGAUUGUAACCAAAUCCAUAGUUUGUACAAUUUUUUGAUAUCAUGAGCAGUUGGAAAAAUGAUACAAUCUAAGGUGAUUCAUGCAAUGUGGCCAUUGUCUCUAUUGUGUACAUUGUAUGUACAAUCAUUUCAUAUUCUAAACUGGUCAGAAAAUAAAGGAACUAAUUGUGAUUUUUAGUCUUGCAGAACUGUAUGUAGUUAGAUGAUGUGACAACCUAAUAUUUAUCUAAUAAAUAUGUAUUCAGAUGAUACCUGUA
Epinephelus moara (kelp grouper) is the source of this 6891-nucleotide messenger RNA. RefSeq names its product zinc finger MIZ domain-containing protein 1-like. The record is from RefSeq and is a predicted model, not a curated record. The transcript is spliced from 23 exons. NCBI's taxonomy places the organism in Eukaryota, Metazoa, Chordata, Actinopteri, Perciformes, Serranidae. Gene Ontology annotation, molecular function: zinc ion binding; SUMO ligase activity. The coding region runs from base 316 to 3525 and encodes 1069 amino acids. Gene Ontology annotation, biological process: regulation of transcription by RNA polymerase II; protein sumoylation.